Tripterygium wilfordii is the source of this 486-nucleotide messenger RNA. RefSeq names its product probable F-box protein At1g44080. NCBI's taxonomy places the organism in Eukaryota, Viridiplantae, Streptophyta, Magnoliopsida, Celastrales, Celastraceae. The transcript has a single exon. The record is from RefSeq and is a predicted model, not a curated record. The coding region runs from base 1 to 486 and encodes 161 amino acids.
AUGUCAAUCAAUGCUAAUGGUAGUCGACAACAAUUGAAACCAAUUGUAUUGGAUGGACCGUCUCCUGGUAUUGAUGACACGAGCGUGGCAUACCUGGUAAAAUCAUGUGGAGGAGUUCUGUUGUACAUUCGUAGAUAUAUAUGCUGCGUUGAUGAUGUGACUUUGACUUUUAAGGUUUAUAGGAUGUGUAGGAAUUCCAUCAAUAAUAAAGCUAAGGGUAAUCUGUUAUAUUGGCGAGAGAUUAAGAAUAUGGGUGAUGAUGCAUUGUUUUUGGGAGGAAGACAUUUGUUGUGCGUUAAGGCAUCUAACUUUCCUGGUUGCAAACCAAAUGCCAUAUACUUUGCUCCUCAUUAUUGGGAAAUUAAGUACGAUAUGGGUGUUUUCAAUUUGAAAGAUGAUAGCAUGACACCUCUUUAUCCAUAUGACCAAUCUCGAACAUGUAUUCUUCGUCCUGUUUGGGUAGUACCAACGUACACUUGGCGAUAA